AUGGACGAGACGGAGCCACUGCUGCAAGAUGCCCGUCUGGUUAACAUCGAGCAGAGGGACGACCUCUUGGGCAAAGACAUCGUCGACUUCGCCCCUGAUGGCGACCAGGACAACCCCCUGGAAUGGCCAACAGCCUACAAAUGGGGGAUCGUCUCUCUGCUCGCCUUCAUGGCGUUCACCGUCACUUUCACAUGCAUAUCAGUCGUGCCGGUCGCAAACCGCAUUGUCCACGACCUCGACCACGGCCAGUCGAGCAAAUCAGCAAGCGUGCUUCUCGUCACCAUCUGGGAGCUCGGCGAAGCCGCCGGGCCGCUGCUCAUCGCACCGCUCAGCGAGGUAUUCGGGCGCUACCCCGUCAUGAACGCCGCCAACACGCUUUUCGUUGCCGCGACGGUGCUGGCUGCACUCUGCCAGAGCACGUCCCUGUUCAUCGCUGCCCGGGCGCUGACCGGCCUUGCCGUCGCGUCGAAUGUGCUGAACCCUGCUAUCAUUGGCGACAUGUUCGUCUCGGAGGAGCGCGGCUCGGCCAUGAGCAUCGUGGCGCUGGCUCCGCUGAUCGGCGGCGCUGUCGGACCCGCCAUCAGCGGUGCGAUAGCGGAGAGUCUGGGCUGGCGCGAGGUGCUCUGGGGCAGCGCGGUCCUGGCCGCCGCCUGCGAGAUAGCCUUCCUCACGUGCUUUCGGGAGACGUACAAGGUGGCCAUCUUGCGACGGAAGGCGGCGAAGCUGCGUGCCGAGACCGGCAAUGUCGCCCUGAGGACUAUCUAUGACACCGACGACGAUGUAUCGAAUGCUAGGAAGCUGUGGGGCGCCAUAAUGCGGCCGGCGAGCGUCUUUGCUGGCUCGGGCGUCUUGCAGAUCCUGUCGCUGUUCGGCGCCCUCGUGUUCGCGCACUUCUAUGUCAUCUCGACCACGUUGCCGGAUAUACUGCAAGAGACCUACGGGCUGUCGGCGGCAGCCACUGGGUCUGCCUUCCUCACCUUUAGCAUCGGUUCUACGGUGACUGUCCUUCUCUGCAACACAUAUCUUGACAAGAUUUACGUGAAAUUGCGAGAGCACCACAAGGGGGUCGGGAAGCCCGAGUACCGCCUCCCUCUCGUCAUCGUCGGGGGCUUCUUGCUACCGUUCAACAUCGCCUUCUACGGCUGGUCUGCCCAGCUGCAAUUGCCCCUGCCGGUAAUCCUACUGUCGGUCGGCCUGCUCGGUGCGACCAUACUGUUGGGGUUUAUGCCGCUGUCCGCGUACGUCGUGGACGCCUUCGGCCUACACGCUGCCUCGGGAAUGACGGCCGUUAUAGUGACGAGAUGUCUGAUGGGCACGUUCCUGCCUCUAGCCGCGGAGCCGCUGAUAGACAGGUUCGGGUAUGGAUUGGGUUGCACCGUAUUGGGCGGCGCCGGUCUGCUGCUUGCGCCGAUUCCUGUCUUCGUGUUUCGGUACGGAGACAAGUGGCGGCAGCGAUCUAAAUACUCCAGAGAAUCAUGA
This is a messenger RNA of Anthostomella pinea, 1479 nucleotides long. NCBI's taxonomy places the organism in Eukaryota, Fungi, Ascomycota, Sordariomycetes, Xylariales, Xylariaceae. The record is from the annotation of a GenBank genome assembly.